Messenger RNA from Hevea brasiliensis (rubber tree), 748 nucleotides. RefSeq names its product cytochrome P450 714C2-like. The transcript has 3 exons. Bases 209 to 748 code for a protein of 179 amino acids. The record is from RefSeq and is a predicted model, not a curated record. Gene Ontology annotation, molecular function: monooxygenase activity; heme binding; iron ion binding. Lineage: Eukaryota; Viridiplantae; Streptophyta; Magnoliopsida; Malpighiales; Euphorbiaceae.
UCUCUAAUUAUUUGUCUACGCCGCGUCUGGUGGAAGCCUGAAGGUUGUAGAAUAAAGCUUAGGGAGCAAAGGAUCACAGGUCCUCCACCUUCUAUGUUAUUGGGAAACAUUCCAGAAAUGAAGAGAAUGGUGUCUCUAAUUUCUAAAACUCCAAAGAUAGAUGGUUGUUUAACAGUCUUACCAUAUUUCAAGCACUGGACCAACAACUAUGGAAAGUUGUUCAGGUUUGAACUUUGGGGCGCUACAAUUGUUGUAUGUGAGUAAUGUAGAGAUGGUGAAGGAAAUAAGCCGCUUCAGAUCAUUGGACCUUGGGAAACCUGCUUACCUGCAAAGCGAAAGAGGACCUUUGUUUGGCAAAGGUGUUAUUGCAGCAAAUGAUGUAGUUUGGUCUCAUCAGAGAAAGAUCAUUGCUCCACAACUCUGCAUGGCGAAGGUUAAGGAUAUGGUGAAGCUGAUUGUGGAGUCUGGUGAUAUACUAGUUAAAACGUGGGAGAAGAUAAUUGACAGUAAGAGUGAGGAUGGGAUUGUCGAGGUCAUGGUGGAUCAACAUAUGAGAAACUUUACCUCUUACAUAGCUUCAAAAAUGAUGUUUGGGAAUGAUCACCAUAAAGGAAUAAAAAUAUUUCCAAAGUGUCAAGCUCUUAUUAAGGCCAUGAGUGGUGCUACUACCCUUGGAAUUCCUUUAUCAAGGCAUGUCCUUCCUCUCCUUAAUUAUAUUUCAUGGUUUUUUUUUUUAGAAUUAAUUUGA